Messenger RNA from Marmota flaviventris (yellow-bellied marmot), 1862 nucleotides. RefSeq names its product syntaxin 2 (gene Stx2). Gene Ontology annotation, cellular component: synaptic vesicle; endomembrane system; presynaptic active zone membrane. Gene Ontology annotation, biological process: exocytosis; intracellular protein transport; synaptic vesicle fusion to presynaptic active zone membrane. The record is from RefSeq and is a predicted model, not a curated record. Gene Ontology annotation, molecular function: SNARE binding; SNAP receptor activity. Lineage: Eukaryota; Metazoa; Chordata; Mammalia; Rodentia; Sciuridae.
GCGGUUGCCGUGGCAGCGCCGCCCGAGGAAGGGCGGCGGCGCCAGGCCGGGACCGUGGCUGGCUGAGGCAGCGACGUUGCCACCCGAGAGCCCGCGGCCUGGCCGGAGGCGGUACCGGGCAGGCUUGAGUCGCGGAGUGCUCCUCCCGGCCGACGGGGAUGCGGGACCGGCUUCCGGACCUGACGGCGUGUAGGAAAAAUGACGAUGGAGAGACGACUCUUAUUGUUGAAAAGGACCAUUUUAUGGAUGAUUUCUUCCACCAGGUGGAGGAGAUCAGGAAUGGCAUAGCCAAAGUAGCUCAGUAUGUGGAAGACGUGAAGAAAAACCACAGCAUCAUUCUCUCUGCUCCAAACCCAGAAGGAAAAAUAAAAGACGAGCUUGAAGAUCUGAACAAAGAAAUCAAGAAAACUGCUAACAGAAUUCGAGCCAAGUUAAAGUCCAUUGAGCAAAGUUUUGAUCAGGAUGAAAGUGGGAAUCGAACAUCUGUGGAUCUUCGGAUACGAAAAACCCAGCAUUCUGUACUGUCUAGAAAAUUUGUGGAAGUCAUGACAGAGUACAAUGAAGCUCAGACUUUAUUUCGGGAGCGAAGCAAAGGACGCAUACAGCGCCAGUUGGAAAUAACCGGGAGGACCACCACAGACGAGGAGCUGGAGGAGAUGCUGGAGAGUGGAAAGCCGUCCAUCUUCACCUCGGAUAUUAUAUCAGAUUCACAAAUUACUAGACAAGCUCUGAAUGAGAUUGAGUCACGCCACAAGGACAUCAUGAAACUGGAGACCAGCAUCCGGGAGCUGCACGAGAUGUUUAUGGACAUGGCUAUGUUUGUGGAGACCCAGGGCGAAAUGAUCAACAACAUAGAGAAAAACGUGACGAAUGCUGCAGACUAUGUGGAGCACGCUAAAGAGGAGACCAAGAAAGCCCUUAAAUACCACAGCAAAGCCAGAAGGAAAAUGAUGUUCAUUAUUAUUUGUGUAAUUAUUUUGCUUGUGAUCCUUGGAAUUAUCCUAGCAACAACAUUGUCAUAGCAACCACAUCCCAGGAGCUGUUUAUCCUUGGAGACUGAGCACAUCUUCAACAAAGUCUGCCUCCUCUCUGCUCUGAGUGACUCUCAGACCCUGCACUGUGCUGGGUGCUGGCUUCUUCCUGGUGAAGCCAGGAGACAGGCACAGUUGGACGUCGUGUGCUGAAAACACCUGCGCCCAAGGGUGUGACGCGGGCCACACAGCCUUGGGCUCCAGAUGGUACACUGCAGAGUUGACAGUGUGAUGCUUGCUUCAGUGGCCUUGAAAUAAGGAAUUAUUGACAAUUUCAAUUCUUAAGAUAUGCAGUGUUGAGAAUGCAGGUCAAGUUUAAUUAGGGUUACUCCAUGUUACGAAGCAUUAGAUUAUUCCCCCCUUCUCCCAGGUAACGUAUAUUAAUUAAGAGGCUUUUUGUACUAUGUGUGUUGAUGUCCUGUUUACAGAAAUGGUUUUUAUUAUCACAGAGUUGUUUUGUAAGAUUUCUAUAAUUUUAAAUGCUUAAUAUAUUAACAUCUUCAUUUACCGCAUUUUUAUAUGCUAAAUAUUCCCAUGUGAAGGAAAUUGGAAGCGUCAUAAUCUGGGGCCAUCUUUGAAUGGCCAUGCACCGAGUUGCUGUCACCACAGCAAAUGCUGGCAUCAGAGCCUUUCUGCCUCUCAGGUGCCUUCUGUGGGUCUUGACUUGGGGAGUGUGAUGUGCCUGCUGCCCUCCAGGAAAGUCUGACUGUGUAGUUAGCUCAUUUCUACCUGUUCCAGGACUCACGGGAAUAAAUUAUUAGUUACUGCAUUGUACAGACAGUGGUCUCUUCUUUGUUCAUUAAAGGUAAGGGUUGUGUUUCCCUGACUGCA